Messenger RNA from Linderina pennispora, 904 nucleotides. RefSeq names its product 40S ribosomal protein S16. Gene Ontology annotation, biological process: translation; maturation of SSU-rRNA from tricistronic rRNA transcript (SSU-rRNA, 5.8S rRNA, LSU-rRNA). Lineage: Eukaryota; Fungi; Kickxellomycota; Kickxellomycetes; Kickxellales; Kickxellaceae. The record is from RefSeq and is a predicted model, not a curated record. The coding region runs from base 448 to 870 and encodes 140 amino acids. Gene Ontology annotation, molecular function: structural constituent of ribosome; RNA binding. The transcript has a single exon. Gene Ontology annotation, cellular component: ribosome; cytosolic small ribosomal subunit.
UUAUCUUUGAUUCUUUCGGAAUAUCUAUCAAGGAAAACGUAGGUCGACCUGGGGAGAUUUUGCACGCACAUCCAUCGGCGUAUCCAAUCGGCCAUAGCACACUAGCCGGCGCGCGAAUUUUUCGGAGGAGAGAUAAUUUGCCACAAUGGCGGAUUGGGAGAAAAUGAGGAGACUGCCGAUUCGCACCAGCCUGAGAACCCGGAAUGGCGCUCGUGCAUGUCGCUGGCAUUUGACCCAACACGGUCAUUUCAGCAAGGUGUUGAGACCAGAGGGUGUGCCAGCCAUAUGGGCGCCAGGCUAGUGCCGAAAGGCCGCGCGCCAGUCCUCCUUACGUGCUAUGGCGACUGAGUGGCCAGGCCGCAACGUGCUUUAGUGCUCGCCUUUGCAUAUCCUCGCUUUUCAGGCACACGCUGCUAAACAACUAUUCACCCUUUUGUGCUCUGUAGAAUGGAGGCUGUUCAGACUUUCGGUCGCAAAAAGAACGCUACUGCCGUCGCCCACGUCAAGCGCGGUAAGGGUAUGAUCCGCAUCAACGGCCAGCCGCUCGAGCUCCUGGAGCCUGAGAUCCUGCGCUUCAAGGUCUACGAGGCCAUCCUCAUUGUUGGCGAGGACAAGUUCGCCGGCCUUGACAUCCGCGUCCGCGUCCGCGGUGGUGGUCACACCUCGCAGGUCUUUGCCAUCCGUCAGGCUAUUGCCAAGGGUGUCGUCGCCUUCUACCAGAAGUUCGUCGAUGAGGCCUCGAAGAAGGAGAUCAAGGAUCUGCUUGUCGCCUACGACCGUUCCCUGCUGGUCGCCGAUCCCCGCCGCUGCGAGCCCAAGAAGUUCGGUGGUCCGGGUGCCCGUGCCCGCUUCCAGAAGUCGUACCGUUAAGUUUCGCAAUCUUUUCUCUUUCAACAUUUUCCGG